AUGGCAUCGCCUUGCAUCUUGGAGGCGUUUUGCUCCAGGACAUCUUGUGGAGAUGAGCUGCGCCUCUGCGGCUGGGACGAGGCUCUCGGAGCCUGGCAAGUCGAGAGAUCGCUGAAGCUGCACACAGAUCCGGAGACCUUUCCCCUCUGGAAGCUACAGCUCCCUCCUUGUUCCGGUGACUUCAAGCUGCUUGUGAAACGACGGGGUGGCGACAUCGAAUGGGAGGCAUGCCCGAACCGCUCGUGGCCUUCACCUUUGGCUGGGCGGAUCUUCCUACACUUCGGAAGCCCAGGUCUGGAAGUGAAGGACGAGCCGAAGGACGAGCCGAAGGACGAGCCGAAGGAGUCGGCGCAGGUGCCCGCAAUGGCUGAAGACUCCUCUUCGUGUGCUUCGACAAGCAUUUCGCCAACAUCACCCCCAAUGGUUCCAAAGCUUCCAUUGAAAAGGCAGCGCACCAAGAGCGACUGCGUGAGAUCGCGCCUCAUCCACGCAACCUCACUAGCUGACAUUACCCAGAAGACCAGCAUCUGGGAUCGUUAUGAGCUUGAAGAGACGACUCUAGGGGAGGGUGCCUUUGGCACCGUGCGCAAGGCUCGCGACCGAUGCAUUGGUGCCAUGCGAGCUGUGAAGCGUAUCGACAAGGCAAAAGCCUUCGCCUUGGAUGACGUGCGCAAGGAGAUCGAGAUGAUGCGGGAGAUGGAUCAUCCUAGCAUUGUCCGGUUAUAUGUCGCGUACGAGGAUGAAGAGAGCAUCUACCUUGUAAUGGAGCUGUGUGAGGGUGGGGAGCUUUUCGAUCACUUGGUCGAGGAAACUCAUCUUACAGAGCCAGCUGUCCAGACCAUCAUGCGUCAGGUCUUUGGCGCAGUGGCACACUGCCACGACAAGCACAUCGUCCAUCGUGACUUGAAGCCAGAAAACUUCAUCCUGCAAAAGCGUGGUGCCCCUUUGGAGAAGAAUCCUGUGAAGCUAAUCGAUUUUGGAUUGGCCGAGUAUUGUGAGCCGGGCGAACAUCUGCACACAGCUUUCGGAACCAUCCUCUAUGUGGCACCCGAAGUCCUACAGCAGAAGUAUGACCAUGCCUGCGACAUUUGGAGCUGCGGGGUCAUGAUGUACUGUUUGCUCUCUGGAUCGCCGCCUUUCCACGCUUCGACAGAUGACCAAAUCAUGCGGAAAGUCAUGCGAGGUAAGUUUGCGAUGCGGGGAACUCGCUGGUCGCCAGUCUCAGAUGCGGCGAAGGAUCUCAUCUGUCAGUGCCUCCAGAAGGAUGUGCAGCAGAGGGUCACAGCCGCAGAUGCAUUGAACCAUGGCUGGUUCCAGCGAUCUCCCGAAGCCAACGUGCCUCUACACCCCGAUCUCUUGGCAAACUUGAAGGCCUUUAGCACCAAAAAUCGCUUCAAGAAGGCUGCGCUGACGGCUGCUGCCUACCAACUCACGGAUGAGGAGCAGGAAGAGAUCCGCCAGGCCUUUCAGAGAUUGGAUAGUGACUGUGAUGGGUUUGUGACGCUGGAGGAUUUGAAGUCAUGGAUCGAGCAAAGUGAGGAUCCGAGCCCUUUGCUGAAUGUGUCCGAAGUCAUGGACAAUCUGGAUCAUGACCAGGAUGGCCGACUAGAGUACACGGAGUUCAUUGCCGCGGCAAUGGACCAGCGUCUUCACAAGAAUGAGAAGCUUUGCUGGCGAGCUUUCAAAGCCUUCGACCGCGAUGGCGACAACCGAAUUACGUACCCAGACUUGCAGCACGUCCUACAAGAUCCGGAUCUCCUCCAUGAAGUGCCAAACUGUCGUAGUGCCUGGCAAUACUUCGAAAGGAUGGAUGUCGAUGGUGAUGGUGAAGUGACCUUCCAAGACUUCAUGCGUAUGCUUCAUGCUCAAAACUCGCCCACGUCUCCGACAAUUUUCAACCAACUGACAUUUGGGACUUUGACGGAAGCCGAUGUGAAAGACUACAGCUCUGAUAGUACAACAUGCACAGAUGAGCGUCAAGGGGACUCGCCAGUGUUGUGA
Molecule: messenger RNA, 2001 nt
Organism: Symbiodinium natans
Lineage: Eukaryota; Dinophyceae; Suessiales; Symbiodiniaceae
Source: the annotation of a GenBank genome assembly